GUCUCUAGACGUCAACAUAUAGAAAUUCCAAUCCCAAUCCCAUGGUACUUUCGUUCCGCAUCCGCUGAGACAUCCUCUUGAGGUGACGGAGCGCUCACGAUCGCUCCCUCCUCGUGCACGAGCAAGAACCCCGGUUUUGAUGCAGGGGAGGGUGUGGGUGUUUUUCGGUGUGAUAGUGCGCCGAUACGAGGUGGGAUGGUCCACAAGGUAUUCGGUGGGAUGGUGCACAAAGCACCUAUACUGCUACUGGCACUGAUACCAGUGGUACUGCGAUCGUCACGUCCGUUGCUAAAUCUCACAGGCCUGAAUACGCGCCUGUACCGCACCACCCAACUCACGCAGCGGUACCGUCACCGUUAUCGAAACCUCAACUUGGAGUCCGUCUUGAUUGCGUCCCUCGUCAAGAAUCUGAAUCUGAAUCCGAAGCUGAAUCGUAUAGGUUCCCUAGUGUUAGCGCUGAACACUCACACUCUGCAAGUGCUGGUGAGCGAGGCGCUGGUUUUGGUAUCAGUACUAGUGGUUGGUCUGGGUUCGAAUUCGCGAGGUUCCGCGAGGUGGCGAAUGUCGGUGUAGGUGUAGAUGCAGGUGGUUGGGGUGAACCCCACUCUAAGUCCACCGCCGCCUGACUCUCCCGCUCAAUCGAUGCACAUGCACAUGCACAUGCCUGGUAAUUACAUCCAGGAUGUCUUGCCCCUUCGGAGAUAUCAAAAUCAAAACACUGGUG
Messenger RNA from Suillus clintonianus, 724 nucleotides. RefSeq lists its product as uncharacterized. The coding region runs from base 196 to 573 and encodes 125 amino acids. Lineage: Eukaryota; Fungi; Basidiomycota; Agaricomycetes; Boletales; Suillaceae. The transcript has 2 exons. The record is from RefSeq and is a predicted model, not a curated record.